UACUGAAAAACCAGAGUAGGACACAAUGAUUGGACUCUUAUUGUUGUGAAACAAAUAACAAUGCACAAUUUCCGUCCUGAAUCCAUACAAUGCUGGCCAUUGCCGAUGUUAAUCUCAAUAUGAGGACACUCUGUAGAGAGGGUCGCUUGAAAGAAGCUAUACACAUUUUGCUUACUUCACCAAUUGCAACUGUUUAUUCGUCUACCUAUCUUCUUCUUUUGCAGAUCUGCAUUGGCAGAAAUGCUCUUCCAGAGGGUAAAAAAAUCCAUUCUCACAUCAAAAGCAGGGGAUUGGCAUUUGCCAGACACACGGUUAUACAAAAUACACUAAUUGACAUGUACGUCAAGUGCGGAAGCUUGCCGGAUGUUAGCAAAGUUUUCAACCACUUGGCUGAACCAAACGUCUUUUCAUGGAAUAUGAUAAUUACAGCUCAAAGAAGACACGGGUUUUCUCAAGAGGCAUUCUCACUGUUUCGUCAAAUGCAGAGAACAGCUAUACAACCGGACCAGUUCACAUUUACUGCUAUCCUCCCUGCUUGUGCCAAAAUGGGAGCUUUGGAACAUGGUAUGGAGAUUCAUAAAAAAGUAAUAGAAAGCAAUUUUUUGUCAGAUGUUGUUGUCGUGAAUGCUCUGAUAGACAUGUAUUCGAAAUGCGGAAGGAUGCUGAAGGCGUAUAAAUUGUUUGACAAAAUGCCUGCGCGAAAUGUAGUCUCAUGGACUGCGAUUAUUGCUGGAUAUGCACAAAAUGGAUUUGUUGAAAUGGCGUUGGAAGUUUUUAAGGAAAUGCAAUCAGCAGGUGUAGAGCCAAACGCAGCAACAUUUACAAGCGUCCUACCAGCUUGUGCCAAACUUGGAGCCUUGGAACAGGGUAUCAACAUCCAUAAAAAAAUAAGUGAACGCAGGAUUAGCUCAGAUAUCGUACUUGCGAAUGCCCUAAUAAAUAUGUAUGCAAAAUGUGGAAGCAUAUUGCAAGCGCGUGAGCUAUUUGACAAAAUGCCUCAUCCAGAUGUGGUUUCAUGGACUGGGAUGAUUGCAGGAUAUGCAAUGAAUGGCUCUAGCAAGGAUGCCCUCAAGCUCUUUGAACUAAUGAAACGCUCUGAAAUUAAACCAGACCAUAUAAGCUUUGUUUGUGUUUUAUUUGCAUGCAUCCAUGCAGGUUUAGUGGAUGAGGGUUGUAAGUACUUCAAUCAGAUGAGUGACUCUCAUUGCAUUAUUCCUACAAUAGACCAUUAUGUAUGCAUGAUUGACAUUCUUGGUCGUGCUGGCUAUCUUGAGGAAUCUAUAAACUUUAUCAUCAAAAUGCCAUUUAAACCUGAUGUGGCUGUGUGGAUGUCUUUGCUUAGUACUUGUAGAGCACAUAAGAAUAUAGGCCUGGGAGAAUUUGUGACAAUGUUUCUUUGUGAUAUGGAUCCUCAAAAUCCUGCACCUUGUGUUCUUUUGUCGAACAUUUAUGCAGAACUGGGCAGAUGGGAUGAUGUUCGAAAGGUAAGGAAGUUGAUGAAAGAUAGAGAAAUUAGUAAGAGACCUGGAUGUAGUUGGAUUGAAGUCCAUCAAAAGGUACACGCCUUUCAUGCAGGAGACAGGUCACACCCACAAACAAGGGAUAUCUAUGCAAAGUUAGAUAGUUUGUCUUGGGAAAUGAAGGCAGAAGGUUAUAUUCCAGAUACAAGACCUGUAUUGAAUGAUGUGGAAGACGAGGAGAAGAAAUUCCUUGUCUGCCAUCAUAGUGAGAAGUUGGCAAUUGCAUUUGGGUUGUUAAAUAUGCUCCCUAGAACAACCAUUAGAGUUGUCAAGAAUCUUCGAGUAUGUGCUGAUUGCCACACGGCUAUCAAGUAUAUCUCCAAGAUUGUUGCGAGAGAAAUCUUUGUGCGAGAUGCAAACCGUUUCCAUCAUUUCAAACUUGGACAAUGUUCUUGUGGAGAUUAUUGGUGAUGCUAAGAGAAGCUAACCUAUAAAUACAGGUUUACACUACAAUAAGGUCCUUGAAGUCAGAUAUGCAGUGUAAAGAAGGAAUCCGGUUCUAUUUUCAGUUUCUACAAAAUGCUGUUUCUGAUUGUUUGGAGAACUAGAUGAUGCUUUUGACUUGAUCGAAUGAUUACACAUCAACAUCACAGUCUGAUGAGGUAUCUGUAUAUGAUAAAGUUCUGUUUAUAAUAGCACGGAGGAGUCAUCAGAUUGAACUGUUAUUAGGAAUCUUGCACAGCUCUGUACUGAAGCUGAAGGAGGCGGAAGAAAGGGGAAAAUAUGAAAGUAGAAUGCUUUAAGGAAAUGGAAAGCUGAUUACCCAACAAAAAAUGCAAGCGGAGGUCUUGACACUCAACUGGAUAUGUGAGCUAGCUCUUUUUGCAUUGCAGGGGAGUUGACAGAAACUGCACACAUGUACUUUGCUCUAGGGUAUGGACUUCCAUCAAAGCAUAAAGGAUAGAGAAAUUUUGUCAGAUGUCGUAGUUGCAACUGCCCUGGUACACAUGUAUGCAAAAUGUAGAAGCAUGCACAAAGCACAUGAACUGUUUUGUACUAUUCUGCUUGGAAAUUUCUGCAACUUCAAGGAGUUUGUAAGAAAUGUGACCUCAUGGAAUGUAAUAAUUGCAAGAUACACACUAAGAGGAUUUCUUGAAAAGGCUUUACAAACUUUCAAGCAAAUGCAAUUGGCAAGUGGAAAACCAGAUGUUCCAACCUUUGCCAGCAUCCUCACAGCCUCUGAAAAUUGGGACCUUUCAAAUAGGGUAUGGAUAUCCAUGAAAGAAAAACAGAAGGGGGAUGUUUGUUGUGUGUUAAAGUGACAAGUGCCCUGAUAGAAAUGUAUGUGAAAUGUAGAAGCAUAGACAAGGCAUAUGCCCUGUUUGACAAAAGGCACCAAAGAAACGCCAUAAUUGCAGGAUAUGUUAAGAAUGGGAAGAGGCUGUGGACAUCCAUUGAAGCAUUAUUGAAAGUGAAAUUCUGUAAGAUGUAGUCGUUGGAAGUGCUACUUCCAAUCAUCACAGUUUUCCCAAGAUCUUAUGCCCAAAAUUCAAUAAAGAGGAAUUUCUGCACACUUUUCUUGAAUAAUUUCAAAUUAUGAUUAGUUUUCUUUGUAGCUUAUAUUUUGCCGAUGAUAUUUGAAGUUUCUUGUAGGUUC
Messenger RNA from Cryptomeria japonica (Japanese cedar), 3117 nucleotides. RefSeq names its product pentatricopeptide repeat-containing protein At4g21065. Gene Ontology annotation, biological process: RNA modification. Lineage: Eukaryota; Viridiplantae; Streptophyta; Pinopsida; Cupressales; Cupressaceae. The coding region runs from base 90 to 1931 and encodes 613 amino acids. The transcript is spliced from 3 exons. Gene Ontology annotation, molecular function: RNA binding; zinc ion binding; protein binding. The record is from RefSeq and is a predicted model, not a curated record.